CCGCAUUGUGUGGUUUGACGUCAUGUUCUUCCUCAAGCAACUCAAGCGGGAGCUGCUCCUGCAUCCGAUGCACUUCGGCCCAAAGCUUCAUGACAUCAUCCGACUUCGGUUGAUCGAAGAGGUGGAAGGGACGUCGCUUGGGAAGUUUGGGUAUGUCAUCGCGGUCACGGAGGUGCGCGACGAGGACAUUGGCCAAGGCGUGAUCCAAGACAACUCGGGGUACGUGUGCUUCAACAUUGCGUACCGUGCAAUCCUGUUCCGUCCGUUCAAGAACGAAGUGCUGGAUGCGGUCGUGACGGUCGUCAAUCAGCUCGGCUUCUUCGCCGAAGUCGGGCCGCUGCAGGUGUUUGUGAGUCGGCACGCCAUGUCCACCGACCUGAACGAGGGAUAUGACCACGAACAAAGCGCGUGGAUCAGCCAGGACCGCGAAGUGGAGAUCCGCAAGGGUGUCGGCGUCCGCUUGAAGAUCAUGGGGGUGUCCAUCGACGUCACUGAGAUUCAAGCGAUCGGGACGAUCAAAGACAAUUAUUUAGGUGUAAUUUCGUCGGAAUACUAGCAAUAUACGUCACUUCAUCGCGACCAUGGCCAUCCCUUGCCCACACGACCCUUGAUGUCUUCUUGGGAUUCGUUCACAUCGUCCGCCGCCGCCGAUGAAUCCGUCCACGUGCCUGUAAGUGACACCGACGGCUUUGGAGGAGCAGGAGAGGAAGGCCGACUCGACUUCAUAGGAGUCGAACUCACAGAGUUGACGAGUUCGCGCACAUGCUGCAUCUGCGAAUGUCCGUACGCGAGGUGCCGCUUCACCUCGGUGGGGUUGGUUUCAUGCCGCGUCGCGUCGAACUUGGCGCGGAUGGUAUGUUGAACUUCCAGGCGGGUAUCCCUGGCAAGCGGACGGAUCUCACGAAGGAAGAGACGGUAUUGCUUUAGGACCUGGCUACGGUUGACGAAGUAUGCGAAGGACAGCGCUGCGCCACCGCCCACGCGGGAGGUUGGGGUCACCAUGAAGGUGAACGAACUUCACUUGUCG
Molecule: messenger RNA, 1027 nt
Organism: Aphanomyces astaci
Lineage: Eukaryota; Oomycota; Saprolegniomycetes; Saprolegniales; Verrucalvaceae
Exons: 1
Coding region: 23-556 (177 amino acids)
Biological process (GO): positive regulation of translational initiation; positive regulation of nuclear-transcribed mRNA poly(A) tail shortening; transcription initiation at RNA polymerase II promoter
Cellular component (GO): P-body; RNA polymerase II, core complex
Molecular function (GO): single-stranded RNA binding; single-stranded DNA binding; translation initiation factor binding
Source: RefSeq, a predicted model, not a curated record